This is a messenger RNA of Anarrhichthys ocellatus (wolf-eel), 1724 nucleotides long. It is a transcript of the gene h3f3c, whose product is annotated as H3 histone, family 3C. The transcript has 4 exons. Gene Ontology annotation, cellular component: nucleosome. Bases 122 to 532 code for a protein of 136 amino acids. NCBI's taxonomy places the organism in Eukaryota, Metazoa, Chordata, Actinopteri, Perciformes, Anarhichadidae. The record is from RefSeq and is a predicted model, not a curated record. Gene Ontology annotation, molecular function: DNA binding; structural constituent of chromatin; protein heterodimerization activity.
UCUCUCUCUGCUUCCAUUGUGUGAGAGAUAGUAAAUAUCUGACACUGCCAGACAACCACAACUCACUUGUGUCCUCGCGAAGAAAAAUCGCUAAAUUCAGCCUCGGUGAUACUUCGUCGUAAUGGCUCGUACCAAGCAGACCGCUCGUAAGUCCACUGGAGGAAAGGCUCCUCGCAAGCAGCUGGCCACCAAGGCUGCCCGCAAGAGUGCCCCCUCUACUGGAGGCGUCAAGAAGCCCCAUCGUUACAGGCCCGGCACCGUGGCUCUGAGAGAGAUCCGUCGGUACCAGAAGUCCACCGAGCUGCUGAUCCGCAAGCUGCCCUUCCAGCGCCUGGUGAGGGAGAUCGCUCAGGACUUCAAGACCGACCUGCGUUUCCAGAGCGCCGCCAUUGGAGCCCUGCAGGAGGCCAGCGAGGCGUACCUGGUGGGUCUGUUCGAGGACACCAACCUGUGUGCCAUCCAUGCCAAGCGUGUCACCAUCAUGCCCAAAGACAUCCAGCUGGCACGCCGCAUUCGUGGGGAGCGCGCUUAGACGGCCCUCCCUAAUGUUUCACCUCUGUCCUGUUUUUUCUUAACCUGUCCCCACCCCUACUCCUUUAUUCCACCCACCUUCACCCCUCCCUGUCACCCUCCCGCCUGCCCAGCUUCUCAGUAGACUUUAGAGUAGUCCUGAUUCUGAAGAGAUAGAAAUGUGUUGAAGUCUGGUCUCAUAGGUUUUCUUUGUCUUCACCAAAUGUUUUUUUAGGGUACCUUUUUCGUGCAUGUAAAAGGUUUUGCAGAUCAGACACACGUGCACACAUAACUCAAACGUGCGUCACUGAGUGUGCGAAGCCCUUUGAGCUCUCCUGGAUUCUUCCAUGGUGGGAGGCCGGCAGGUGCGGUCAGUGUGGCAAAACCGAGCUGAGGCAGAGGGACGUGGCCGAGGGGCUAGUCUGCUUAAGGGGAGCUGCAACUUCCACAGCAGGGUGCUAUUAAAGCUAGUCCUGAGGCCUCUACCCCGUCUGAACCCCCCCUCCCUCUGCAGCCAGACGGCUCUCUGUACCUCUUCAGACCACCUCUUCCCCUCUGUAAGCCGCACUGGAAGGGGAUGGCGCUCUGUUGGUGUGGAUGUGUGAGCGCUGAUCUUUUAAACCACUUGUACUCAAACAAGUUUUUUUUUUUUUGGUUGCUUAAGAAUAUUGAUUAUCGUUGUGGAUAUGGUGUCUAUUUUUUUUAUGCAUAUAACACGGAUGAGCAUCUCUUCUCUUUACCACUUCCAAAAUCAGCAAAUUAAGAGAGAAAAAACAAUUAAUAUUGCCUCUAUGGCUAUCUUUUCUUUUUGUUUUGCAGUGAUCUGAUCUGCUAUAGAAGAGCAGGAAGGGCUUCUCUAUUUUCAAAGGCAACUUCUAUUCUAAUGGCAGCCACACGGGGGCGAUGGUCUACUGUCUCUAUUCAGUUGUUCAUCACACAUUAUGCUUCUGUCUCUCUUUAUCUCCACAGAUAGGCUUGUCACAAUAGUAUGAAUUAACAUUAUAGUGCAAGUUACACUCUGUUUGUCUGCUGCUCUCUGUUGAUCUGAACAUAUAAUCUGUCCCUUUCUCAAAAUUUGUGAUACACAAUAUAACCUCAUAUUUGUUUUCUUUUAUAUUUUUCUUAUUCCUCGAGAUUUUCAGACGUAUAAAUAAGCCGAUCUUUGUAUUUUCCAAAUUUCUCAUAUGGUGGUAAUAAAUAGGUGUUAAAACGAA